This is a messenger RNA of Paramuricea clavata, 879 nucleotides long. The record is from the annotation of a GenBank genome assembly. Lineage: Eukaryota; Metazoa; Cnidaria; Anthozoa; Malacalcyonacea; Plexauridae.
AUGUCAGACGCAACUGUUUCUUCGGAGAAUGUUAAACUGCUUAUAAAUGGAAAUCUGCCAUCGAAUAUGUUGUCCUAUGUCGCUGAACAAGCCGUAUCAGGCGAUCAGGUUAUGUACUGCAUGGCUAUUCAUAAUAGCGUAUUGUUACAGUGGUACAACUCGAAAUCUAAACAGAAGUACGUAGAUUUUCUCAAUGAAAUCAUCCCCAAUGGAUCAAUUAAAGUCAAACGCACGUCCUCAAGAAUCGAAGACCGGCUAAGGUACCAAUGUUCUCAAGUAAGCCAACAAAUAAAGAAACUUAACUUGAAAGGUUCAAAGGCAAAACGUGUGACAUUUCUCAACAAUAUGUCUAAAGUGAGCAUUUUAGCCAGUGAUGUCGCUACAGCAGCCGAAAUGGAACAGGAAAUCCAACGCUUCAAAAUUGCACUCCAAGAGAUGCAUGUACGCUUGGACAAUUUGAACGUCGAGUUGGAAGAAUGGAAGAAGCAAUUCCACAACCUGGAGAAAGAGAAAGAACUUUUAUUUAAUGAAAUGAGAAAUCAAAAAGAUUUAGAAAUUUCAAAUGUUGUGCACGAGAAUGAAGAGAUGAGAAAGUAUGUUAGAAAGUUAGAGAAGAAGAGUGAAGACAACUGUUCAUCAGUUAUCAAGAAUAUUGGCGACUUGUCAAAGUGGCAGCAAAAGAGGAGAAUGCAAGCACUUUGCACAAGGGCGCAAAAAGCAUUGUGGUUUGCAAAGCACUUUGGGCUCAAACUAGAAAGAUUGGAGUUUUUAGAUAGCAAUGGCCAGAAAUAUGGUUGGAGUACUUCAUCUUCCUUAGGAGCCAACAUCUCCAGUUUCCCCAGAAAUACUAUCAACAGCAGAAAUCACACAUCAAUAUGA